Fimicolochytrium jonesii is the source of this 2617-nucleotide messenger RNA. Its product is annotated as tryptophan synthase beta subunit-like PLP-dependent enzyme. NCBI's taxonomy places the organism in Eukaryota, Fungi, Chytridiomycota, Chytridiomycetes, Spizellomycetales, Powellomycetaceae. The transcript has 2 exons. The annotation marks the transcript as partial. Gene Ontology annotation, biological process: L-threonine catabolic process. The record is from RefSeq and is a predicted model, not a curated record. Gene Ontology annotation, molecular function: threonine deaminase activity; pyridoxal phosphate binding.
AGUAAUAAGAAGCGAACGCGCCGAUAUCAUCCAUCAUCCAUCAUCCGCGGGGGUCACAAGUCCCCUCGGCAGCAUUCGCUCUUUUCUCGCACAAGACACACCCCCACCCCACCCCCCCCCCCACACACCCUUUUUUUUUUCUUCGGACAGAAAGGCUAUUAUUAGGGCGCCCACCGACAGUCAUGUCCUCCUCUACACCACAACCACCACAACCACAGCACCCGCCAGUCGCUUCAACUUCAAAAGCUCUCUCAUCCACCCCCGACCCCAACCCCGCUCCACCAACCCCGCAAUCACAACACCCCCCACGCUCAACCUCCAAAGUCCGCUUCGACAUCCACUCGCCCAUCGCUGCCGACAACAGGUCCAACAGCGACAGCAGUAUCGAUAACAGGAACAACAAUAAGAACAUAUCCGUGGACUUGGGCAGGCCCUCCACAUCAACGACCCGCGGAAGUGUGAGAUCAGCAGCAUCCCUUGCGACGAUGGCGUUUGAAGAGAAUGAACAGAUUGAGCCCGAGGAUUUGACCCAGGCUUUGUUGAGCUCCAGUGUUCCUACGGAAGGAGGAGGCUUUUUUGGGACAAAUUCACCGUUCCAAGCCCACGCGUUUGGCAGCGAGAAGGCGCUGUCGGAUGGCGGGAGGCGGCCGAGUAUCCCCAAUUUGGGUCUCGAUGUAGAAGUGGAGGUUGGGUUGGGCAGGCCGGACGUGACGGGUGUGAAUGUCGGCGUGGAUUUCCCGCCACCGAUUGGUGGGACGGCUGCUGCUGCUUCAAGAGAUUCCAUGUCACCCACCGCCACCAUCGCGGAGGCGAACGGAGCCGGCGAUUCAACGUCCGCGACUAUACCCGAUCCCAACGAGCCCGGCCCCCCAACGGAGGAUCUAGUCGACCUGGUACAACUAUCCGGCCUCUGGAGUUUCCCCAACCACCAAUACGGCAUUCCCGGCACGACCCCCACCGCCGCAACAGGGCACCAACUCCCCGACUACGUCCGCCUCAUCCUCACGGCGCAAGUCUACGACGUCGCCAUCGAAUCCCCGCUCCAACUCGCCUCCAACCUCUCCUCCCGCCUCAACAACUCCAUCCUCCUCAAACGCGAGGACCUGCAGCCCGUGUUUUCCUUCAAAUUGCGCGGCGCAUACAACCGCAUGAGCCAACUCACACCAGAGGAGAUGGCGAAAGGCGUGAUCGCAUGCUCGGCGGGUAACCACGCACAGGGCGUCGCCCUCGCCGCCUCGAAAAUGGGCAUAAAAGCAACGAUAGUGAUGCCCACAAUGACCCCGCCCAUCAAAUGGAAAAACGUCAAACGUCUCGGCGCCUCUGUUGUCUUAUACGGCAACGAUUUUGACGAAGCCAAGAAGGAAUGCGCGCGUCUCGCCGCCCACCACGGAUACAUCAACAUACCCCCUUACGACGACCCCCACGUCAUCGCGGGGCAGGGCACGGUAGGUGUAGAGAUCAUCCGCCAGCUCUCCUCAUCCAAAAAACUGGACGCGAUCUUUGUCUGCGUCGGCGGCGGCGGGCUCGCGGCGGGGGUGGCCUCGUACGUCAAACGGCUGUACCCGCACAUCAAAGUGAUCGGCGUCGAGACGUACGAUUCGGCGGCGAUGACCUACUCCCUGCUUGCGGGUAAACGCGUCUCGCUGCCGCAGGUUGGGUUGUUUGCGGACGGCGCGGCGGUACGGUUGGUCGGGGAGGAAACGUUCCGGAUAUGUAAAGAGUUGCUCGACGGGAUGGUGCUCGUGACCACGGACGAGAUCUGCGCGGCGAUCAAGGAUAUCUUUGAAGACACGCGGUCGGUCGUCGAGCCCGCGGGCGCGUUGGGGCUAGCGGGCGCAAAGAAGUACGUGCAGAUGACCGGCUGCACGCACCAGACGUUCGUGGCGGUGUCCUCGGGCGCGAACAUGAAUUUCGACCGGCUGCGGUUCGUAGCGGAGCGCGCGGUGUUUGGGGAGAACAAGGAGGUGCUGCUGACGGUGGUGAUCCCGGAACGCCCCGGCGCGUUCGCGGACCUGUACAACGCGAUCUACCCCCGCACGGUCUCGGAGUUCGCAUACCGCUACGGCGACGCGAACGAAGCGCACAUCUUCAUGGCGUUCAACAUCUCCUCCUCGGACUCCCUCUCCGACCCCACCCCCGCCCCACACACCACCCAGACGGAAAUCCAGGAGAUCAUUGAGAAUCUGAAAUCCCUGGGCAUGACGGCCCUGGACGCGACGCGCAACGAGAUGGCCAAAGACCAUCUCCGGCACCUUGUCGGCGGACGGCCGCCCUCAUCGUCGCACCUCUCCAACGAACGCGUGUUCCGCUUCGCGUUCCCCGAACGCCCCGGCGCGCUGCUGCAUUUCCUCACGUGUCUGUCCCCCGGCACCGGCCCGCGGUGGAACGUGAGCUUGUUCCAUCAUAGGAACUAUGGCGGCGAUGUGAGCAGGGUGCUGUGUGGCGUGCAGGUGGAGAGGGGCACCGAGGAGGCGUUUGAGGGGUUUUUGGGACGGUUGGGGUAUCCGUAUGUCGAGGAGACGGGGAAUCCGGUUUAUCAGCGGUUUUUGAGGUAGGCGGGGGGGGGGGGGAGAUAAUUCGGACGAGACGAAGGGGAGGCCUGUGUUUUCUCUUCCUC